AUGAUAAUUCUAGGUACAGCUAUUGGUAUGGCUUUCUGUUUACUUCAUGCCGUUUCUGGAGAAAGUGGCUAUGCUCAGAAUGGAGAGUUGGAAGAUGCAGAACCUGAUGACUACUCAUUCUCAUGCUUCAGUCAGUUGGAAGUGAAUGGAUCCCAUCACUCACUGACCUGUGCUUUUGAUGACCCAGAUGUCAACAGCACCAAUCUGGAACUUGAAAUAUGUGGUGCCCUCUUGGAGGUAAAAUGCCUGCAUUUGAAUAAACUUCAAGAUAUAUUUUUCAUCAAGACGAAGAAAUUCUUACUGAUUGGAGAAAGUAAAAUAUGUGUGAAACUUGAACAGAAAAGCUUAACUUGCAAAAGAAUGAACAUAGUCAAGAUUGUUAAACCCGAGGCUCCUUUUGACUUAAGAGUUGUCUAUCGUGAGGAAGCAAAUGAUUUUGUCGUGACAUUUAAUACAACGCACUUACAAAAGAGUUAUGUAAAAGAACUAGUGCAUGAUGUAGCCUACCACAUGGAGAAAAAUGAAAACAACUGGAUGCACGUGAAUUUAUCCAGUACAAAGCUGGCCCUGCUGCAGAGAAAGCUACAGCAGGACACAAUGUAUGAGGUCAAAGUCCGAUCUAUUCCUGAUGGCAAUUAUUUUGAAGGCUUCUGGAGUGCAUGGAGUCCAAGUUACCACUUUAGAACUCCAGAAACCUAUGGCACAGGUGAUAUGGAUCCUGUUUUGCUAACUAUCAGCAUUCUGAGCUCCUUCUUUGUGGCCCUGUUAAUCAUCUUGGUCUGUGUAUUAUGGAGGAAAAGAAUUAAGCCUAUUGUGUGGCCCAAUCUUCCUGAUCAUAAGAAGACUCUGGAACAACUGUGUAAGAAACCAAAAAAAAAUUUAAAUGUGAGUUUCAAUCCUGAAAGCUUCCUAGACUGUCAGAUUCAUAAGGUGGAUGGCAUUCAAGCCAGAGAUGCAGCAGAAGGCUUUCUGCAGGAUUCAUUUCCUCCACCACUUGAUGAGUCUGAGAAGCAGAAGCUUGCAGGAGGUGUGCAAGGUCUCAACUGGCCCUCUGAUCAUGCAGACACUUCCCCAGAAACUUUCAUGGCAGAUUUACCCCACAGAUGCCUGCCUGAGAAUGUCAGCACUUGUAACAUCCCUGAGUUCCCUUCCUCCAGAUUCCCCAACUGUGGCAAAAAGGGACCCCAUGUGUACCAGGGUCUCCUGCUUAGCUCUGGAACUCCAAAUGGUGUACCCCCUCCUUUGUUUCAUCUUCAUUUGAACCCAGCUCCCCAGGGACAGACCAUCCUCAACUCCCUGGGAUCAAGCCAAGAAGAAGCAUAUGUCACCAUGUCUAGCUUCUACCGAAAUCAGUGA
This is a messenger RNA of Chrysochloris asiatica (Cape golden mole), 1356 nucleotides long. RefSeq names its product interleukin 7 receptor (gene IL7R). The coding region runs from base 1 to 1356 and encodes 451 amino acids. Gene Ontology annotation, biological process: hemopoiesis; cytokine-mediated signaling pathway; positive regulation of receptor signaling pathway via JAK-STAT. The transcript is spliced from 8 exons. Gene Ontology annotation, molecular function: protein binding; cytokine receptor activity. Lineage: Eukaryota; Metazoa; Chordata; Mammalia; Afrosoricida; Chrysochloridae. Gene Ontology annotation, cellular component: external side of plasma membrane; membrane. The record is from RefSeq and is a predicted model, not a curated record.